Messenger RNA from Tetranychus urticae (two-spotted spider mite), 4002 nucleotides. RefSeq lists its product as uncharacterized. The record is from RefSeq and is a predicted model, not a curated record. NCBI's taxonomy places the organism in Eukaryota, Metazoa, Arthropoda, Arachnida, Trombidiformes, Tetranychidae.
AUUCACUUUUAUAAACAAGACAUUGGAUAGAUAACAUGUUUGGUAAAUUGGCAGUAAAUAUAAUUGGCAUCUGAUUAAACAUAUGAAGCACCAUUCAAAGAGUUGGGCAAUUUGAAUUUAACCUCUAGAACCUUAGGCUGAAUAUCGAUAGGGGGCUAUAUAGAGAAUCAGUGAGAUAUUUGACUUUUUCAUGUUAUGAUCUCAAUCUAUAGUAAACAAUGUAAACAUUAUAUUAAACCAGUGUAAAUGUUUUAUUUAAAGUCAAUUUUCAAGUUUAUUCCCAGAUAUUCUAUCUAAUAGAAAACCAAUCAUCAUAAAUUGGUAUCGAUGGCAUCUAAUUUCAAUCAUGAAACAGACAACAUACACUGAAUCUUUGGCCCAUUUGGUGGAUUAUACUGUCAAGCCAAUUGGAAUGCAAAUUAAAAAUCUAGAUUUAUUUAUUCAAUAAGAUUGCGUCUUCAUGGACUCAAAUAUAGAAUCAAUUUUGAUAACUCCAGAUGAUAUAUCGGAGCAUUGCAUUGAAAAUCUAUCGGAUGGAAACUAUGAUGAUACCAAUUUAAACGACUUGGAUAUAAAUGCGAGCAAAAAUGAUGAGCUUGCAGAAAAUCGAAGCGAGAACAAUGAUGGUUGCUCGAAUGAUCUAUUCAUGGAAUGUGAGUCGAUAGAAAAUGAAUUCCCCAGUAUAUCAGACGGAUUUUACAAGAUUGACAAAGACAAUGAAGAUAACAAUUACGAUAUCAACAAGAGUUCAAUCCAAAAUGAGAAAUCAAAAAAUUCAAAUGCUGAACCAACGAAUACAUCAGAUGGAGAUAAUUUUGAAGAAAUGUUUUCAAUUGAUGCUCGAUAUUCAGAUGUUUUCGAACUGGCCUAUAAGAAAUUUAAAAAGUCCGACGAUGGUCCUGCUUCCAAUUCAACAAAGGUUCAGUUAGUUUCAGAUAAUUCCAAAUUUAGUUUCAAUUGCGAAUCAAAGCAAACAAAUCCAACUAAUCAAAACAAAUCAAAUCAAACUGAUGAUAAUACACCAAAUAGACCUAAAUUAUUGGCCAAAUUCAAGUAUAUCUCCGAUUCUAAGCGAGUUGAAUAUUCAAUAUCAUACAGGGAAGGUUCUGAUAAAGCGAAAGAAACGUCCGCUGAAAAGUCGAGUUUUGUGCUUCCAGAUAAAUCAAAAGCAGACGAGUCUCAAAAUGAUAAAGAGUUAGAAAAAAACAAUUCAAUUAAUACUAAGCGAUGUGUGAUAAAACUGAACAUGGCAACACUAACAAAUGCAUUGGCUAAAAUAAUUGGACAAAGCAUUCGCAAGCUGAAUAAACGCAGUUUCCUCUCCAUUAAACCCUUACCAGCUGUUUGGCCAAAAGGAAAUAUCAUAGUAAAAUGUUUAUUAAAACUGGAAAACGUUAUCACAGAAAUCAAAUCGGAUGCUGAUGCCAUUGAAUGGAUGUUCAGACAGCGGUUAAUUAAAAAGCCUGUAUGCCAGACGUGUAAUAAUCAAUUCAUAUAUCAACCAAAAUACACUUAUACAAAAUUUACUGAAAUAAUUUGGGUUUGUGGGUGUGGUAAUUCAGGAGUUGUUGUACUUCACACAGUUUUGAGAAAUUUCACAUCGGCAUGUAGACUGGUACAUGCUAUCUACUGCUGGGCAACUCGUGAUGAUAAUGCUGAGAGUCUUCUAACCUUAUUCAGCAAAGAUAAUAUAAAAGAUACAUUUGCUGUGUAUUCAUCGUUACAAUCUCUCUGUAACCGCAUCUUAACGAGAGAUAGAACGAAAUUAGCAUCAUUCGAUUCUUAUCCUGUUGAAGUUGUCUCAGUUCAAAUAGGCCAAACAUUUAUUCUUGCAGCUAUGGAGAGCAAAACAAAAGCAGUUAGACUUCAUGCUUUUUCAAUAGAUGAAAUCCACUCAGCAGCUACUAAGGGCAUCAAUAUAUUUAUUGAAAAAGUUCGUGAAUGGGUUGCACUUCCAUCAACCCUUCGAGUAUUCGAAAAGAAAUUCAAUGGCCUAAUCUCUCAUGGUUAUAAUGUCAGCUUCCUCACUAAAUCAGAAUUUUGUAAAUAUGGAUUCAAAACCAACGAUGAAAAUGCUGGUGGCUAUAUAAUAUCGCACUUGCAGAAAAUGUUUAAAAAUAUCGAUCUCAGCUCGUUAAGCGCAAAUACAAUGAAUCUCCUGUUAAGUGAACUCGAAUGGCGUGAAAAAUAUGGUUACGAGCCUUGCAUUGCUUUCCGAAAUAUAAUUACUCAUAUUGCUACUGAUCCUAUGUUUAAAAACUCUGUUAUAGAUCGUUCGUUGUCUGGUGCUCAUCAAGCUAAUGAUAGAAAGAACUGCGAAGAAUGGUUAAUCAAAAACUGUAAAAGUUGUAUGCACACUCAAGGCGAUGAAAUGGAUAAAACAAUAGUUUAUUUUUUAAACUUUGGUAACCAACAAAACAGCGAUACGAGACAGAAUUCCAAUGAUAAAGUGGACGAAUAUUAUGUUGAUGAAUAUUUUUAUGGCUAUUGGUAUCCUACAAAUGACACACUAAGCGCUUCUGAUUUUUACAAACCUAGUUUAGACAUAAUUUGUCAUUUAUGUCAGAUGCAUUUCAACAAAAGUAACAUUGGUAAACACAUGAUUGAACACUUGGACGAUGUCGAAGUCAAUGGCAAACAAACACAGGCAGAUCUAAGAAUUAGAUGUAAUCAUUGCCUGAAACUGUUCGGACCUAAAACAUUACAUUUACACAAAGAAUUGACGAGUAACAAAUUACAACAAUACGCCUGCAGGAUUUGCUGUUUACCAUUUACAAAUCGCCUGUCGUUUAUUGAGCACAUGAUUGAAACACACUGGCCAAAAGAAGCUCCUUAUAGAUGUAAUGUUUGUAAAUACCGAUCAUCAUUUCAAAAAGAUGUACUUGAUCAUUUCAGAAAGGAGCAUAGUUAUUCUGAGGUAACGAUUGCCAUUUGUCCGAUUUGUUUAGCCAUCUUACGAUGUGACAGUCCAAAUAAUCUUUCGAGAAUUGUCCAUGGUCACAUGUCGCAACACUUCGAAGCGCUUUCUACAUUUAGCUGUUCAAAUUGUACAUUGACAUUUGCUUCGGAUCAUGAUAGAAAAUGUCACUUUUUAACUUGUCACUCAGACCCAACUAACAGUUAUGGAACUGAAGUCGUGUUUGAACCAUACCGUUUACAUGCCAAAGAGCAGAUCUACAGUAUAAUCGCAACUCGCGAUGAGCUUAUGAAGUCGAAAUUUUUAAAGAAAUCGGAUCCUUCAAGUCUACAUAAAAUUUUCAUGCAGAAAGAAAAUAAAAAUGAUCUCCACAAAAGGCUAAAAAAAUUACAUAUAGGUUCACGAAGAUUGUCAGAUUUGAAAUGCAUGGAGUGUGGUUUCAAAGUAACAGAGAAUCACUUUUCACAAGCAGAAAUAUCUUGUACAAUUUGCACUUUCAAGACUUAUUGUUUGGCAAACGCCAAGAAACAUCAACAAAAUCGCCUGAUUGAAUUAAACAAAUUCACUUGCAAUUCUGAUAACUUGUCUUGGACUUGUGAAUGUGGUUUCAUAUCAAAUGACAAUAACGAUUUAGCACAUCAUAUGAUAACAGCAAAACAUUACACAUGCCAUUCAAAUAAGCUUAACCAUUCAGGAACAACUUGAAGGCUCCAUCCGAUUCAUACACUUAUUUUAAACUAAAUCAUGUCAAUCAAAUCAGCUUGAAUUGAGCUGGUUGCUUUUAUUCAAUUAAAGGUCACAAAUUACAUUGGAUAAUUGGAAACGUCUUCACCCAAACAAGGCCAAAAAUUUUUAUAUUUAGGAUGUACAUCUAUUGAUCAUAUUGAUUUUUAUUUUUUAAUUUUCCAUUACUUAUUGGAAAUACCAAUUUUAAUUUCCAAUUCAAUCCUAUGUUCCAUUCUGAAGUUCUAGCCGAUAUUUAAUAAUUUAUUGUUAUUGAAAUUUCUACCCUGUAAAUUGUAAAUUUAAAAAACAUCAUGACAAUGUCUUAUUGCAUUUAUUAAAUCUUUUAUAUCAUUGCAAAC